GGUCUUUUCUCUUAGCGAACGCGUACUGCCGACAAACAAGUGUAAGGCUUUAAAGGGUUAAUUCAACACGUGUGUGAUCAUUAUGCAGGUGAGCUUUAAUUGUCAUUCUAAUACCACUCCUAUCACCUUGGCAGGCACAAUGGGUAACGAUGGUGGUACAAUCGUCAAAAGGACUGAUAUAGUAAAAGUACGUAAUGAUGGAAGUGAUGCAAAAGUAGAUCCUGCCAUCUUGGCAAAAGUGUUGGCAACAACAUGUUCUCUAUCACAUCAACCUCUUCAACCUCCAAUCGUGGCAGAUAGAUUAGGAAAUCUGUACAAUAAAGACAGCAUCCUCAAGUACCUGCUCUCUAAAUCUGAUUCAAAGGGCGAAUCUGAUGCUGCAAAGAAGGCCGACCGAACUGCUGGACAUAUACGAGGAUUGAAGGAUGUUCAAACACUCAAACCGACCGAAAAUCCAGCGUACAAGAGUGCAUCCAAGAAAGGCGAACAAGAUGAAGACAAGCCAGCUCCAUUCAUCUGUCCACUCAACCAAAGGGAAAUGAAUGGUAGGCAUCGGUUCGUUUACAUCAGACAAUGCAGUUGUAUGAUGAGCUCAUCUGGUUUGAUCGCCACAAUAUCCGAUCAAGUUGUGAAUACGAGCAAAGAACAGAAAGAGGGAAGUCAAGUAAGCUGCCCAAUAUGUGCCACGCCUUUCUCUGCAAGUUGUUUCCGCAAGAAUGAAAUCAUACCAGGUGGUGAUGUAAUCAUCUUGAACGGAUCAAUGACGGAAGUGCAAGCGCAGAGGAUUGCAAUGGAGAACGAUCGUGCUGCUGAGCAAGCCAAGAAGAAAGAGGCCAAAGCAAAAAAGGCAGAGAGCACAGAUACCGACAAACAAAGAAGAAAGGAGGAAAAGCGUAAACGUGAAGAAGAGGCAGUCUCUGAACUAGAUCAGGACAUCAAGAGGUCGCGGCAUGCAGAUCAGUCAGAUUUAGUAGCACAUUAACCUGAUCAAGUGCUCAGACCCUUCACAUUGUGUAUUAUAUUUGUAUUUGUAGUAGAUUACAAUUUUGUACAAUUCCAUUCAUGAUGCU
Molecule: messenger RNA, 1070 nt
Organism: Meira miltonrushii
Lineage: Eukaryota; Fungi; Basidiomycota; Exobasidiomycetes; Exobasidiales; Brachybasidiaceae
Product: DUF602-domain-containing protein
Exons: 1
Coding region: 140-982 (280 amino acids)
Biological process (GO): site-specific DNA replication termination at RTS1 barrier; mitotic DNA replication termination
Cellular component (GO): nucleus
Source: RefSeq, a predicted model, not a curated record